Molecule: messenger RNA, 1134 nt
Organism: Maniola jurtina (meadow brown)
Lineage: Eukaryota; Metazoa; Arthropoda; Insecta; Lepidoptera; Nymphalidae
Product: homeotic protein deformed-like
Exons: 2
Coding region: 1-1134 (377 amino acids)
Biological process (GO): regulation of transcription by RNA polymerase II
Cellular component (GO): nucleus
Molecular function (GO): DNA-binding transcription factor activity, RNA polymerase II-specific; RNA polymerase II cis-regulatory region sequence-specific DNA binding
Source: RefSeq, a predicted model, not a curated record
AUGUCUGUGUCGACGUCAACAACUAGUUACUCUAGUGAGAGCCAAUGGGACCCUGUUGCCAGUAACGUGAACCCACAAAACGAACCGAGAUUUCUGGUAGGACAAGCACAAUCGUAUAGACUCAACCCCGUGAACUGCAAUGGCGCUAGUGGAAUCUUUACGGCACCAAAACGACCUAAUGUCACCAAUGUUAACUGCAUCAACAGCCAAAAUCUAUACUGCAACCCUCCCAACUACAUGAAUCCAGGGGCACCCAAUGGAUUACUCAGCCAAGAAAUCAGAUUCCAGAGAACAUACAACAGUCUUCAUAAUCCGGUCAUGGCUCCUAAUCCACGUAUUGGACCCAUCGUCACAAGUGUAAAUACGUGGGGGAUUACCCCCACAGUGAGUGGAGAUAGAAUGAUCUCUCGACCAACUUGGAAUGUAAGCAAACCUGCAAGUGGUGGCGUAAAGAAGCCGAAACGAAUUCGCACAGCUUUUACUAGUCAACAGAUGAUGGAACUUGAAAAUGAAUACGCAAGAACACGGUAUCUUGACCGCAGUCGCCGAAUUGAACUCUCAGAAACACUCCACUUAAACGAGCGUACAAUCAAGAUUUGGUUUCAGAACCGACGAAUGAAAGAGAAAAAGGAUAGAGCGGAGAGUUUGGAAGACACUGAAGCUACAAGCACUACUGAGUCAUCCGUAGAUACCAAUGUCAAUGGGCCCGUUCAAAUGGUUAUGUAUGAACCUUUUCCUCAUAACAGUAUGCCCAAUAUGGAUCGUGGGGACUAUGUCGAACAUUUUCAGUCAGUAGUUGCUGCCCCCAUGCCGAUGCAAAAUGUAGGAGCCUCUAUAAUUCCAGGCUGUCAUGACGUUUACCCUGCAUUUGUGCUGGAGAAUACUUCGCAAUUACCUCAACAAUUACAGCAGAAUAGCGGUCCAUUACCAGUACAUUGCCAGCAAUUAAAAAACCAGUAUCCAAUUGAUAGUAAAAAUAUACUUCAUGAUUUCAAGGAGGAAAUCAUUGAAAAUACCUCAAACGUUUCAGAAAGCAGCACAAACGAUACAUCCAAACACGAAGAAGAACAAAAUUGGGACUUGUCUUGGAUUCGCAGUAUACACAUUGAAGAAGAACUUCAAGAACAAAAUUAA